GCCACACAUGACCGGGGCACGUCCGUGUCUCUGUUGUUCCUUGUAGUGACUCGGACGCGGUGAGCUGUGUUUCUGUUUGUGAAAGCUGUAAAACAUGUUCACUAAUUUUCGUAAUAGUGAAUUAGGACUUAUAGCACUUGCUUUAGACGAAGAGGAAAACGAACGAAGGCAAACAAGAAGAAGAAAAUUAUGGAUCCACAGUGCCUGGAAAACAAGACCAGUACAGGGAGAGUUUCGAACACUAUUUUCUCACCUCGUAGAUGAUGAGACUAAGUUUUAUGAAUAUUUUAGGAUGACGCAGUACACCUUCUGUGAACUUUUAAAGAAACUAGAACCAAGGCUGAGAAAAAAUGACACGUUCUGGAGAGUAUCAGUUUCACCCAAAGAACGACUGGCUGUUUUUUUACGGUUCCUUGCUACAGGAGAUUCCUUUAAAACUAUUUCCUUCAGCUACAGGUUGGGAAAAUCCACAGUUGCAGCUAUCGUCCAUGACACCUCUAGAACAGUUAUCGAUUUAUUGUUAGAAGAGGUGAUGCCUGUGCCGAAUGAAGAAAAAUGGAAUGCUAUAGCUGAGGAGUUUUGGACAAAAUGGCAGUUUCCAAACUGCAUUGGAUCUUUAGAUGGAAAGCACGUAACAAUACAGGCUCCAAACAACUCAGGAAGUCUCUAUUGGAAUUACAAAAAAACAUAUUCCAUUGUGCUUCUUGCUCUGGUUGACCCAUGUUAUAACUUUAUUGCAAUAGACGUGGGAGCGUACGGAAAAAACUCUGAUGGAGGCAUUCUAGUAAAUUCAAAUCUUGGAAAGUCAUUGGAAAACAAUACGCUUAGCGUCCCAAAGAGUAAAACUUUACCCGGAACUGAUGUUGAACUUCCAAUGGGCGGCAGGGAACCGGCGUCCGGGCUUAUGCGGAACUGGCGAACGGGCGGCAGCCAGCCGGCCGGGCGGGCGGGCCGCGCUUAA
Molecule: messenger RNA, 961 nt
Organism: Schistocerca serialis cubense
Lineage: Eukaryota; Metazoa; Arthropoda; Insecta; Orthoptera; Acrididae
Exons: 3
Coding region: 95-961 (288 amino acids)
Source: RefSeq, a predicted model, not a curated record